UUUCGGGUAGAUUUUGCGCUGGAUUCGUUCUUCUGUCUUCCAGCAAUCGAUCCAUUCCAGGAAUCUGAGCGAUCUUAGCUCGGAUCAACGCGAUCCAUCCGUCGUGCCGCGCUCGAUGAUCGGCGACUGUUCCAGGUAGUGAUUAGGGUUCUUGCCGCCUAGCUGCUAGAUCCGGGAUAGUUCUGGGAUGGCCAGGUCGAAACGAUUCCCCGCGCAUUCUCCCAGGUUUGUGAUCGGCAUUCUCGUGGCCUUUUUCGUGGUGGCCGUGUGGAUUUUCCGGGGAAGAUCUGGUCUGGUCGAGCAGGAUGUGGUAGGAUCUGGAGCUGCAUUGCGGCAGAGCGAUGCCAGAGAAGAGAUUGGAGACGAGAAUGACAAGAUUGGAGGAAUGGAUGAGAAAGUGGAGAGGAAGGAGCAGGAAAAUCAGCUGGCACAAAACGAUGAAGAUGAAAAUGAGGAUGGCGAAAAAUCUUCCAGUGGUGUGGCAAAGGAAGAGGAAAGAUCUUCCAAGGAAAGUGAAGAUAACAAGGCACUGGAUGAUGGAAAGGAGAUCGAUGGCGACUCUCAGAGUUUGCAAGAGGAGAAAACUUCCUCCAGCCCGGGUGAUAGUGAUAGUGUAUGGAAACUUUGCGCUGGAAACGCUGCGCAAGACUACAUUCCCUGCCUAGACAACGAAGAGGCUAUCAAGAUGCUACCAAGUAGACACCAUUACGAGCACCGGGAGAGGCACUGCCCUGUGCAUGAAGAUCUCGUCAGUUGUCUCGUACCGCUUCCAAAGAACUACAAACGGCCGCUGCCUUGGCCUCAAAGCCGGGAAGAGAUAUGGUUCGACAACGUCCCCCAUCCGGGACUCGUCACGUACAAGAAAGACCAGAGCUGGGUCAAGAAAACUGGAAACCGGCUCACAUUUCCUGGGACUGGCACUCAGUUUAUUCUUGGAGCCGAUCACUACAUCGACUACAUUCAGAAUACGUUGCCGGAUAUUGAGUGGGGAAAGCACACGCGUGUGGUUCUAGAUGUUGGCUGCGGCGUUGCGAGUUUUGGUGGCUACUUGUUUCGCAAGGACGUGUUGACGGUGUCUUUUGCACCGAAAGACGAGCACGAAGCACAGGUUCAGCUAGCUCUGGAACGAGGAAUUCCUGCCAUCUCGGCUGUGAUGGGAACGCAGCGGCUGGUUUUUCCAGCCAAUGUCUUUGACAUGGUUCAUUGUGCUCGGUGUAGAGUGCCAUGGCAUGAAGAUGGAGGAAAGCUGCUUCUCGAAGUAAAUCGGGUGCUCAGGCCUGGCGGUUACUUUGUGUGGUCUGCCCCUCCGGUUUACCGUACACAGCCGGAUCAAGUUCAGAUCUGGAAGAAUACAUCGUCCCUAGCGGCAUCAAUGUGCUGGAACAAUCUAGCAAAAACUACAGACGCUGCCAGUGCUGUUGGCGUUGCAAUAUUUCAAAAGCCCACCAACAACUUGUGCUACGAGAGAAGAAGAGCGAAACUUCCCCCACUUUGUGAGGAAGAAGAUAAGCGUGAUGCCGCAUGGUACAUUCCUAUGAAAAGCUGCAUUCACAAGGUGCCUGUCACGGAACAGGAGCAUGGAACGAGCUGGCCUGAGGAUUGGCCACAGCGUUUGCUCACGCCUCCAACUUGGCUCACUCGUGUCUCCAAAGGCCUUUAUGGCAAGGCUGGUGACGAGGAGUUUAAGUCCGACACUCAGCAUUGGAAGAACGUGAUGCAAAAUUCGUACCUCAAGAUGAAUUUCGACUGGAAGAACAUACGCAACGUUCUGGAUAUGAAAGCCGCAUAUGGAGGUUUUGCUGCAGCCUUGGCGUCGCAGCCAGUUUGGGUGAUGAACGUCGUGCCUAUAUACGAACCGGACACUCUGCCUGCGAUUUUCGAUCGGGGCUUGUUUGGAAUCUACCACGACUGGUGUGAAUCCUUCAGCACAUAUCCACGAACGUACGAUUUGAUCCAUGCUGAUCACUUGCUAACGCGACUUACGAAAAGGUGCAAUACCACAAAUACGCUUGUGGAGAUGGACAGGAUUUUAAGACCAGAAAGCUACGUCAUAUUUCGCGACAAGGUGGAAAACCUGGAGAAGCUCAAGCCAGUGAUGGAAUCCUUACAUUGGAAAGUUCACACCACGCAUACCAAAGGCCUGGAGGAGCUACUAGUUCUUCAAAAGCAAUGGUGGCGGCCUCAAGCACAAGCGUGAGUGAUGAUUUUAUUUUCUAGUGUGAUUUUUUCACUCGAUCUGUGUACCCUUUGGAAAGAAAAAUGAAGAGCAUUUCAUCA
Molecule: messenger RNA, 2277 nt
Organism: Selaginella moellendorffii
Lineage: Eukaryota; Viridiplantae; Streptophyta; Lycopodiopsida; Selaginellales; Selaginellaceae
Product: probable methyltransferase PMT27
Exons: 8
Coding region: 188-2197 (669 amino acids)
Cellular component (GO): endosome; trans-Golgi network; cytoplasm
Molecular function (GO): methyltransferase activity
Source: RefSeq, a predicted model, not a curated record